CGCUCGUCUCUUCAUCAUGCAAACUCGCCUGAUUGGAGGUCCAAGCGAACGCUAUCCUGCCCCUGUUAAUUAUAGUUGAAGCUAUUGUGUGCAAUCCUGGCGCUGAUCUGUGCUCCUGCGUCACUUCCACACACAUGUACAGGCCUGUGUCCGUGUGUGUGGUCGGUUGGUUGGCUGUCCGUGAUUUAGGAUAUGCCUCACGUAUGCCAAUUUCAAAAUAGCACGUUGGUUGUCGCUCCAACACCCUCGCUCUAACUCUCUCUCUCGCUCUGGUUUGCGACUCCAGUUGUGCCUGAGCGCGUCUCAUCGUUCCCGGCUCCGUUAUGUAAUUAAAGCAUCUCUACGACAACAUUAAACAUUAUUUAGCUGAGGUGUUUGUUGUCAUGUACCACUGAGCUCCACAUUGUGAACAUGCUAAAUGUUUGUGAGCACCAGAGUCUCUCCCCCAAGGAAUUGGUGACACACUCUUUUUAUUUUCCUAUGAAAUGCUGCCAGGGCUUGUGUUGGAUGUUGUUGAAUGUGACCCAAGGAAUUAUUGCCCAAACUGUUACAUUAACUAUGUGAAUGGUCUCGUCUUUGAAUGACAUUGAGUACGUUUUGAAAUAACUUAAAAUCACAAUGGUUAUCGACAUUAAACAUACUGUAUAGCUGCCUUACAUCUGAUGCAAUAUGCAACAUAAAUCCUUAGCCAAAGUAGACUAGGGUAUUUGUGUGUGAGAUUAAUCCACUAUUUCCUGAAAGGAUUCUCAUGAGAGGUUGAUCUUUUGCCAUCCUGUGGUCUGAUAAAUAUAUACAUCUUUAGUAAUAUAUACAUUUUAAGUGGGCCAUCAUCCUAAGCUGAUAUGUGGGAAAGCAAACGGACGCACACGCACACAAACACUAUGCUUGUUUGUGAAUGGGUCGGUGUUUGUGUUCCAGGUUCCCUACAUCGGCUUGUCCAUGCAGCUUUGAUUAUCGGUAGCUUCCCUGUUGUCCUUUGACAUUCCACUUCUCUGUGCCACUCGCCGCUCUUCCUCUUUUCUGUUAUUCAGUCGGGUCGAUCAUCUCUAGCAUGGGCUCAGGGGUGUGCGGUUGUUGUGGUGCCCUGAGGCCUCGCUACAAGAGGCUGGUGGACAACAUCUUUCCAGAGGACCCUGAGGAUGGGCUAGUGAAGGCCAACAUGGAGAAGCUGACGUUCUACGCCCUGUCAGCUCCGGAGAAGCUGGACCGUAUCGGGGCCUACCUGUCUGAGAGGCUGUCCAGGGAUGUGGCUCGCCACAGAUACGGCUACGUGUGCAUAGCGAUGGAGGCCCUGGACCAGCUGCUGAUGGCCUGCCACUGCCAGAGCAUCAACCUCUUCGUGGAGAGCUUCCUCAAGAUGGUGCGCAAGCUGCUGGAGUCGGACAAACCCAACCUCCAGAUCCUGGGCACCAACUCGUUUGUGAAGUUCGCCAACAUAGAGGAGGACACGCCGUCGUACCAUCGCAGCUACGACUUCUUCGUCUCGCGCUUCAGCGAGAUGUGCCACUCCAGCUACGAGGACCCCGACAUCCGCACCAAGAUCCGCAUGGCGGGCAUCAAGGGUCUGCAGGGCGUGGUCCGGAAGACGGUGAACGACGAGCUCCAGGCCAACAUCUGGGACCCCCAGCACAUGGACAAGAUCGUUCCCUCGCUGCUCUUCAACCUGCAGAGCGGGGAGGGCGUGGAGAGCCGCUCUCCAUCAGAGAAGGAGAAGGAGAGCCCGGUGGAGCUGACGGAGCGCUGCUUCAGGGAGCUGCUGGGGCGCGCCGCCUACGGCAACAUCAAGAACGCCGUCACGCCCGUCCUCAUGCACUUGGAUAACCACUCAUUGUGGGAGGGCAAGACAUUUGCGGUGCGCUGCUUCAAGAUCAUCAUGUAUUCCAUCCAGUCCCAGCACUCUCACCUGGUCAUCCAGCAGCUCCUGGGCCACCUGGACGCCAACAGCAAGUCCUCCGCCACCGUGCGGGCCGGCAUCGUGGAGGUGCUCCUGGAGGCGGCCGCCAUCGCAGCCAGCGGCUCAGUGGGCCCCACAGUGCUGGAGGUGUUCAACACCUUGCUGCGUCAGCUGCGUCUGAGCGUGGACUUUGAGCUGACUGGCUCCUACGACCCUGGCAGCAGCAUGGGCACCAAGAUCAUCAAGACCCACGGAGAGAGACAGCUGCAGGAGGCCGUCAUCAGAACCAUCGGGUCGUUUGCCAACACGCUGCCGACCUACCAGAGGUCAGAGGUCAUGCUCUUCAUCAUGGGCAAGAUCCCUGUGCCUGGCGUCCACCCUGCACUUUCCUCCUCGUGCUCUGGGCCUGAAGGAACCAGGAUGAUCCAGAUCAUGCUUCUCAAGUCCCUGGUCCAGGUGACGGCGGGCUUCCAGACCACCAACAUGCUGACGGCGCUGCCCAGCUCGUUCCUGGAGCCGCUGCUCUCCUUCUCCCUCACCGAAGACCCCGAGGUCCGCCUGCUGGUGAUCCACAUCCUGCUCAGCCUCAUCGAUCGCCACGACAACCGCCCCAAGUUCUCCGCCAUCAGCAUUAUCUCGGAUAUCUCCGUGCUCAAGCUGAAGGUGGACAAGUGCUCCAGACAAGACAACUUGUUCAUGAAGAAGCACGGCCAGCAGCUCUACCGCCACAUCUACCUGGGCUGCAAGGAGCAGAGCAGCGGGCGGCAGCACUACGAGAACCUCUACAACCUGCUGGCCCUGCUCAGCAUGGAGCUGGCCAACGAGGAGGUGGUGGUGGACCUCAUCCGGCUGGCGCUCGCCCUGCAGGACCUGGCACUGUCCACGGAGGAGUCCAUGCCCGUGUUCAACCGCUGUGCUAUCCACGCGCUCGCUGGCGCGUACCUCAACCUCAUCUGUCAGCUGACCACAGUACCCGCCUUCUGCCAGCACAUACAUGAGGUAAUUGAGGUGAGACAGAAAGAAGCCCCCUUCCUUUUGCCGGAGGACAUCUUCAUAGAAGGGCCCAAGCUACCUCCCUCUCUUGAGAAGGUGGAAGGGGAGGUGCUUUUCCUCCAGUCCAAGAUCACGGAGGUCCUGGGAGGCAGCGGCUACAACAUAGACCGGCUGGCCACGCCAUACAUCCCCCAGUACACCGAUGAGGAUCGCCUCUCCAAGAGGAAGAGCAUCGGGGACAACAUCUCCCUCCCGCCGGAAGACGAGUCCCGUAACAGUCCUGAGAAAGAGGAGCGUACCCCAGCAGAGGAGAUCACGUUUGAAACGCUCAAAAACGCCAUUGUGGACAGUGUGGGUAUGGAGGAGCAGGAACGGGAGCGUAGGCGACAGGUGGUAGAGAAGUUCCAGAAGGCCCCGUUCGAGGAGAUAGCUGCCCACUGUGGCGCCAGGGCCACGUUACUGCAGAGCAAGCUGAACCAGAUCUUUGAGAUCACCAUCAGACCCCCGCCCAGCCCGUCGGGAACCAUCUCGUCGGGCUACGGCCAGACCCAGAGCCGCUCCGUACCCGUCUACGAGAUGAAGUUCCCAGACCUCUGCGUGUACUAGCUGGGGGGGUGGGGGUGGGAGGGUGGUGUCAUCGCUCUGAUACGGUCAUCGCGGGUAAAUACCCACUUGCUGAAGUCGGGGUAGAAGAAAACGCGAAAGCUUCCUCGGUCAGUAGUAGCCUGCAAUCAAACAAAGCCCGGUGGAAGGCCGGGGGAACCCUCCAGUUGUUCGAAGCCAAACUUAAUAGAGCAAGCUAACUUUAAUGAUUUAGCUGCCCAAUCGUCGCUUCCCAGUCGUUUCUAGGAUUAUUAUUAUUAUUUUUUUUUUAGAUUUUUUGCCAAGAGACAUUGCCAAAAGCUGUUGACAAAUCUGCAACCGUAGAUUCUUAAGUCCUCGUUCAAACCGACCUGCUGCAUGCCCUACGCGUCUUAAUGUUGUCCAUGACCCCUUUCACAUAAGGCUGUUUUUGUUUUGUUUUCGUUUCCCUGUGAUGCCUGGGCGGUCGACCCUUGGGAGCCAUCUUACCUGGCAACAGUAAAACAUAAAAACAUAAAACAUACUAUUUAGGGUCAUUGGAGGAAUGCAUAGGAAAGCACAUCCGUGCUUUGGUUUCCGUAGCUUAAGUCCUCACUGACUGACGAUUUGACCCAAUGUUUAAGGGAUUCCAAGCAUCAUGUUUGUUUGUUUUUAAACAAAUGCAUUGAAGGUUUAAUUUUUUUCUACCUUUUUAUUUAUUGUUCUGUUUUUAUUCCUCUUCCUUUCUAAUUUUAAUGUGGGGCCAUUACGCCUACCUUGUUUUUAUCAUCCUAACUGUGGUAAUUAAUUUGCUUUGCUUUCAACAGGUAAUUAAUUGUCUUUGUGUGUCCCUCUCAAAGCGACUGUUGCUGUCUGUUGACGAAUGCCGGCUGCCUGAACACUGGCACUUUGUCCGGUCCCAGCCACUCCACUGAACCGCACUACAUAUAAACAAACCCACAGCUCGUGGCCGCAGCAGCCUGAGUGUUGAACCCCCAAAUGGUGAGAAGAUUCAGAAAAACAAGCAGGACCAGAUCAAUCAAGCAGCUAGUGUGGUCUCAUUAAACCACACUGGCUGUACUCGCUGCUCCACACACAUUUGUAUAUAAGCCCAGAGUUGUAAAUAUCCCCGGAAAGCAGAUUUGUAGGAGGGUUGAGUGUGUGUAUAUACCUUUACUUGUGUAUAUAUAUAUAUAUAUAUAUAUAUAUUACUAAAUAAUAUGCCUAAUUUUCUUUCAUUGCACUGAUUCGGGCCAUAAAUAAGUAAAGUUCUUUAAUGCUCCUUAAAUCAACCGAAGCAGCAGUAAAACAAUGGAUUAAAUACGAUAGUCAUUUGUCCAGGUGAUGCCAGGAAACAUGACUUUCAUUCGUCUGUAAAACACAAUAUAUAUGUAAUCGUAAAUUUUCUCGAUGGUCGCGGGAGAACAAGAACUUGGCCCGUUACUUACUACAAUACUGGUUUAUAUGGCUAGUUUUAUUUAUUACAAUUUAAAGCCAACACACACACACACACACACACACACAGGUGUAUAACGGCAAUAAUUUGUUUUGAGCGCAACGCCAUUCCUCAAAAAUGAUGCCAUUGGGGACAAUGUAGAGCGAGAUGGUGGGCUACAUAGGACCCCCAUUCCUUCUCUGUACGACAACGAUACAAUGCUUCUCCAACCACCUCCAACCGCUCUCCUGUGUUUCUGUCACAUGACCGCGUUGGGCUUGCCGAAUGUAGCUGCCAAUACAAUCCCAUCAUCCUGUUCUAUUGAUUAUGUUUGGAUUGUCCAGCGGCUCCCCUAUGUUUUGCUGCAGCUGUCCGCCAUGUAUUGUCUUGUGACCGUAUACGUAUGAUUGUCCACAUAAGCCGACAUUGACCUGUGUACAUUUUCCUCUGUGUGUGUGCGUGUUUGUAUUAUUGUUGCUAUUAUUAUUAUUAUUGUUAAUCGUACUGUCUGUCAAGUGUUAAUCAUGUUUUAUGUGUGUGUCUGGCAUUCAUGCAAAUAAUAUUCCAUGUGUCUUUUCAAACGAUUACUACCCAAGACCGAACUAUUCAAAUACAGUUUACAGUAAAAAAUAAUGAUCCCAGUUGUUGACCCCGUGUCUCAAGCAGUGAGCCCGUCUCAAUGUUUUUCAACCACACCGAUAUUUGGCCACAUUUGUACUCUUGUUUUUACACCAUCUUGUGAUUUUUGAAGUGAACGCGUGUGAUACCGUCAACAUGAUUGUCGUGGUCGCAAAUGCCUACCGACUCAUUCCACAUUAGUUUCCGUCAACAUUUACAUGUCUGGUAAUAUGUAUAUGUUUACAAUGUAGUGCUGUAGGUCAAGUGGACUGUGAACUUUGCACUUUACAACUGGAUUAUCUAGUGACACAGGCAGCUUUUAUAUGGAGGAAAUGCCUUACCCAAGUGUCAGUCCCUAAAUUGCAUGCUGUCGCUGUAGCUGUGUUGUACAGUUCAAUGAGCAUUGUGGAAAUAAACUCUUAAGUGAUCAUUA
Messenger RNA from Gadus macrocephalus (Pacific cod), 5934 nucleotides. Its product is annotated as protein EFR3 homolog B. The record is from RefSeq and is a predicted model, not a curated record. Bases 1052 to 3493 code for a protein of 813 amino acids. NCBI's taxonomy places the organism in Eukaryota, Metazoa, Chordata, Actinopteri, Gadiformes, Gadidae. Gene Ontology annotation, cellular component: plasma membrane. The transcript has 23 exons. Gene Ontology annotation, biological process: protein localization to plasma membrane.